This is a messenger RNA of Plectropomus leopardus (leopard coralgrouper), 712 nucleotides long. Lineage: Eukaryota; Metazoa; Chordata; Actinopteri; Perciformes; Serranidae. The record is from RefSeq and is a predicted model, not a curated record.
UUUUUUUAGGACGACAUCAACCUGAUGAAGGACAUGAAGCUGAAUCAUUACCGUUUCUCCAUCUCCUGGCCGCGGAUUUUACCGAGCGGAGUGAAAAGCGAACACAUCAAUGAAAAGGGAAUCAAAUAUUAUGAAGACCUGAUCAACAUGCUGCUGGACAAUAAGAUCACACCCAUUGUGACUCUGUACCACUGGGAUUUACCACAGGUCUUACAGGAGAAAUACGGCGGCUGGCAGAACGUCUCCAUGGUCAACUACUUCAAUGACUUCGCCAACCUUUGCUUCGAGAGAUUUGGGAACAAAGUGAAGUACUGGAUCACAUUCAACAACCCCUGGUCCAUCGCUGUGGAGGGAUAUGAGACGGGGGAGCACGCACCCGGACUGAAGCUGAGGGGAACGGGAGCGUACAAAGCUGCUCACCACAUCAUCAAGGCUCACGCUAAAGUUUGGCACACUUACGACAUGCAGUGGAGAAGCAAACAGAAAGGCCUGGUUGGGAUCUCGUUAACGGCUGACUGGGGGGAACCGGUGGACAUCACCAACCAGAGAGACAUCGAGGCAGCAGAGAGAUACAUCCAGUUCUACAUGGGAUGGUUCGCGACUCCCAUCUUCCACGGAGACUACCCCCAGGUUAUGAAAGACUACAUCGGUAGGAAGAGCGGCCAGCAGGGCCUGGGAGCGUCUCGGCUGCCCGUCUUCUCGCCUCAGGAGA